This is a messenger RNA of Dipodomys ordii (Ord's kangaroo rat), 2137 nucleotides long. RefSeq names its product golgi glycoprotein 1 (gene Glg1). The transcript is spliced from 17 exons. NCBI's taxonomy places the organism in Eukaryota, Metazoa, Chordata, Mammalia, Rodentia, Heteromyidae. The record is from RefSeq and is a predicted model, not a curated record. Gene Ontology annotation, cellular component: Golgi membrane. Gene Ontology annotation, molecular function: fibroblast growth factor binding. Bases 128 to 2137 code for a protein of 669 amino acids.
GCUGUUGUGGAAUUACAAACUGAACCUGACUACUGAUCCCAAAUUUGAAUCUGUGGCAAGAGAGGUUUGUAAGUCAACCAUAUCAGAGAUUAAAGAAUGUGCUGAUGAGCCAGUUGGAAAAGGUUACAUGGUUUCCUGCUUGGUGGAUCACCGGGGCAACAUCACUGAGUAUCAGUGCCAUCAGUACAUUACCAAGAUGACAGCCAUCAUUUUCAGUGAUUACCGUUUAAUCUGUGGCUUCAUGGAUGACUGCAAAAAUGACAUAAACAUUCUGAAAUGUGGCAGCAUUCGUCUUGGGGAAAAGGAUGCACACUCACAAGGUGAGGUGGUAUCAUGCUUGGAGAAAGGCCUGGUGAAGGAAGCAGAAGAAAAAGAGCCCAAGACUCAAGUGUCUGAACUCUGCAAGAAAGCUAUUCUUCGGGUGGCUGAGCUAUCCUCAGAUGACUUUCAUUUAGACCGGCAUUUAUAUUUUUCUUGCCGAGAUGAUCGGGAACGCUUUUGUGAAAAUACACAGGCUGGUGAAGGCAGAGUAUAUAAGUGCCUCUUUAACCAUAAAUUUGAAGAAUCAAUGAGUGAAAAGUGUCGAGAAGCACUAACAACCCGCCAAAAGCUCAUUGCCCAGGAUUAUAAAGUCAGUUAUUCAUUGGCCAAAUCCUGCAAGAGUGACCUGAAGAAAUACCGGUGCAAUGUGGAAAACCUUCCUCGCUCCCGGGAAGCGAGGCUCUCCUACCUUCUAAUGUGCCUUGAGUCAGCAGUACACAGAGGGCGUCAAGUGAGCAGUGAGUGCCAGGGGGAGAUGUUAGAUUACCGGCGCAUGCUGAUGGAAGACUUCUCUCUGAGCCCCGAGAUCAUCCUGAGCUGUCGUGGAGAGAUUGAGCACCAUUGUUCUGGGUUACAUCGGAAAGGUCGAACCCUGCACUGUCUGAUGAAAGUAGUUCGGGGGGAGAAAGGGAAUCUUGGAAUGAACUGCCAGCAGGCGCUUCAAACACUGAUACAAGAGACUGAUCCUGGUGCAGAUUACCGCAUUGAUCGAGCUUUGAAUGAAGCUUGUGAGUCUGUAAUACAGACAGCCUGCAAACAUAUACGUUCUGGAGACCCAAUGCUGGACCCUGUCUUAUACCGAAAGUGCCAGGGAGAUGCUUCUCGACUUUGCCACACCCAUGGUUGGAACGAGACUAGUGAACUUAUGCCUCCUGGAGCUGUGUUCUCUUGUUUGUACAGACACGCCUACCGCACCGAGGAACAAGGAAGGAGGCUCUCACGGGAGUGCCGAGCGGAAGUGCAAAGGAUCCUACACCAGCGUGCCAUGGAUGUUAAACUGGACCCUGCCCUCCAGGAUAAGUGCCUGAUAGAUCUGGGGAAGUGGUGUAGUGAGAAAACAGAAACUGGCCAGGAGCUUGAGUGCCUCCAGGACCAUCUGGAUGACUUGGCCGUGGAGUGCAGAGACAUAGUGGGCAACCUCACCGAGUUAGAAUCAGAGGACAUUCAGAUAGAAGCCUUGUUGAUGAGAGCCUGUGAGCCCAUAAUUCAGAACUUUUGCCACGAUGUAGCAGACAACCAGAUAGACUCUGGGGACCUGAUGGAGUGUCUGAUACAGAACAAACAUCAGAAAGAUAUGAAUGAGAAGUGUGCCAUUGGAGUUACCCACUUCCAACUGGUGCAGAUGAAGGAUUUUCGUUUCUCAUACAAGUUUAAAAUGGCCUGCAAGGAGGAUGUGUUGAAACUUUGCCCCAACAUAAAAAAGAAGGUGGAUGUAGUGAUCUGCCUGAGUACCACAGUGCGCAAUGACACUCUGCAGGAAGCCAAGGAGCACAGGGUGUCCCUGAAGUGCCGCAAGCAGCUCCGAGUGGAGGAGCUGGAGAUGACAGAGGACAUCCGUUUAGAGCCAGAUCUCUAUGAAGCCUGCAAGAGUGACAUCAAGAACUACUGUUCCACUGUGCAAUAUGGAAAUGCUCAGAUUAUUGAAUGUCUGAAAGAGAACAAGAAGCAGCUAAGUCCCCGUUGCCACCAGAAAGUAUUUAAGCUGCAGGAGACAGAAAUGAUGGACCCAGAGCUAGACUAUACACUCAUGCGUGUCUGCAAGCAGAUGAUAAAGAUUCCUGGGCUCUACCUGGUUGUGCUGAGUCAAGAACUCUAG